Molecule: messenger RNA, 450 nt
Organism: Cladophialophora bantiana CBS 173.52
Lineage: Eukaryota; Fungi; Ascomycota; Eurotiomycetes; Chaetothyriales; Herpotrichiellaceae
Exons: 1
Coding region: 1-450 (149 amino acids)
Source: RefSeq, a predicted model, not a curated record
AUGAUCACAGAAGAGAAUCGCUUACUGAAAGCUGGCCUUCGCACCAUGUUUCACAAGCUCCCAUGGAAGAGUGACCUUGAGCGCGAGCAAAUGUCUAAAUUUGCGGAUGGCAUGACUUCGAAUGACAUGCUCCGUUAUCUGGGCAUUCUGGACUCUGCGAAUGAAGCGCUUCCUCCUAUUUGCAGUGAAUCAGUCCCCGUCGACAACAACAGCAACGUCUUUCUGACCAGGGCUGAAGGACAAGGGAGACAGAGUUCACAGCAACGAGAUUUUCAGACGACCAGCUUUUCGGGCACGCCAUAUUCGAACGAUGGCUCACAGUGUCUUGCCCUGACCAGUGAUGAGGUGGAUGAGCCACUUUUCGAUCUUUACCGCCAGAUAAUUUUCGAUGCAGAAUCCGGAGUGCAGCAAGGGUCAGAUUGGGACUAUUAUUUUGCUCCACUUUCUUAA